CAUAGAAGGCUUUGAUAUCUCAAUAAUCCCUUUGUUAGUUGUUUUAGUUUAGUUUUUCAGCUGUUUGUGCUGUUAUCUGAUUUUUCGCACAAUUGGAAAAAUCCUAGUAUAUUCUUUAGUAAACAAAAUUUGUAGACUUUUUUUGAAAAUUAUACUUGUAAGAAACACAAUAAUUUUUGAUUUAAACAUGUCCAAUCAAAGUGAUCAUCUGGUGGUUCGAGCUCUGCUGACUCUGAACACAAUUGCCACCUUGGAUGAGAUAGUGGACCAAUUUACGCAGCGCUAUGAUUUCAAUCCUGAGCAACGAAAUAGACUUUCGGAGGUAGUAGAGCAGACCCUUAAGGAGGCCGUCCGUUUCGGCUUUAUCCGGAUGGAGAAUGGUGCCUACUGUCUUCUGAAGUCAGCGUUCUCAGCCCAGAGGGAACAGGCCGUACAGACGCCUAUUAUACCCUCGAUGGAGACCCAACCAUCGACAGAAAAACGUCGCGUUUCCUCAGUAACCAAGUAUGUGUCCAAAUUGGUGAACUGGUGUCGUAUCUCCUAGUGCCAGAUGCCAUAAAUAAACGCCUAUCUGC
Molecule: messenger RNA, 575 nt
Organism: Drosophila miranda
Lineage: Eukaryota; Metazoa; Arthropoda; Insecta; Diptera; Drosophilidae
Exons: 2
Coding region: 188-544 (118 amino acids)
Source: RefSeq, a predicted model, not a curated record